ACCCACCCCCCUUUUAAAAUAUAUAGACCAAAAUUAAUCCUCUUUCCAUCAGGGAAGGAGGAGGGAGCUGCUGCUGGACCAGAGCUUGGGCAUUCUCGCCCGCAUCCUCGCCUGCAUCCCUCCUCCCCAGUGAGCAGCAUCUUUGCCUUGCAGUGGUCCUCUCUCUCUCCCUCUCUCUCUCUCUUGCCUUCUCCUUCUGGUGGGCGGGGCCUGGUAUGCAAAUGAGGCCCAGAAGUGGGGCGGACGCAGCCCGGGACACCAGCUUUGGACUCUGCCUGCGCCCCUUUUGCUGAAGAGCCCCCCCAAAAAAGGGAAAGGCUAAAGCCGGGAUCCAUCCCAAGCCUGUCUCUCUCUCUCUUGGAGAGAGAACAAGGCUUUGCGCUCUCCCCGUCCCCCCUCCCCUUAUAAGAAGGGCUCAGGUCUUCUGGAGGAGAGGGUCUGCUGUUUAAGUCCCCCCCCCCCAUUUCCUUCUGAAAGAUGCAAGUUUCCAUCGCGUGCACGGAGCAGAACCUGCGAAGCCGCAGCAGCGAUGACCGGCUUUGCGGCGGAGGAGGCGGCGGAGGAGGGGGAGGGGGCUCCCGGGCCCAGGGGGGCGGGCAAGGCAACGGGGGGUACCAGCCCCCCGGGGGGAAGGGGCCCCGCUUGGCCCUGGGCAGCCGGGGCCCCAACCAGCACCUGCCCCACAUCGCCUUCCUCCUCCGCGAGUCCACCGGCAGGGCCACCGGCAUGAACUACAGGAACCUGGGCAAAUCAGGACUUCGUGUUUCCUGUCUUGGGCUUGGCACAUGGGUGACCUUCGGAUCACAGAUUUCAGACGAGAUGGCAGAGAAUGUGCUCACCAUCGCUUAUGAAAACGGAGUCAACCUCUUUGACACGGCUGAGGUCUACGCUUCUGGAAAAGCGGAAAAAACUUUGGGGAACAUUCUGAAGAGCAAAGGAUGGAGGCGUUCAAGCUAUGUCGUCACCACAAAGAUUUACUGGGGAGGCCAGGCCGAGACCGAAAGGGGUUUGUCGCGGAAACACAUUAUCGAAGGACUCAAAGGCUCUCUGCAGCGGCUUCAGCUGGAAUACGUCGACAUUGUGUUUGCCAACCGGAUGGACGCCAACAGCCCCAUGGAAGAAUGCGACCCGAAUUUCCGAUUGCUCUUGCUGGAAGAGAUCGUCCGCGCCAUGACUUACGUGAUCAACCAAGGCAUGGCUAUGUACUGGGGCACCUCUCGGUGGAGCGCAAUGGAGAUCAUGGAGGCCUAUUCGGUGGCACGGCAAUUCAACCUCAUCCCGCCUGUCUGCGAACAAGCGGAGUAUCACAUGUUCCAGCGGGAGAAAGUGGAGACGCAGCUGCCGGAUCUGUACCACAAAAUCGGAGUGGGAGCCAUAACCUGGUCCCCUUUGGCCUGCGGACUGAUUACCGGGAAAUACGAGGACAGAGUCCCCGAAAACUGCCGCGCUGCCAUGAAGGGUUACCAAUGGCUGAAGGAGAAGCUUCAGAGCGAAGACGGGAAGAAGCAGCAGGCCAAAGUGAAGGAGCUGCACCCCAUCGCAGAGCGCCUGGGUUGCACCGUGGCACAACUAGCUAUCGCUUGGUGCCUCCGCUCCGAAGGAGUCAGUUCUGUCCUGCUUGGGGUCUCCAGCGCCGAUCAACUCAUUGAGAACUUGGGGUCAAUUCAGGUGUUGUCCCAACUGACGCCGCAAGUGGUCCAGGAGAUUGACGCGCUCCUGGGCAACAAGCCCAAUGCCAAAAAGGAGUCCCGGGCGUAGGGGCACGUUGGCGCCCGGGGCUGUGCACGCUCUUGUCCCGACAGACUGCAGAUCCCAUCGCUCCGCCGUGGGGGGGGGGGGAGGCUGCCGUGAGCCCCCCACCCCUGGCCCGCCCUCCGCCCGCUCCCCGCCGGCCGCUGCCUCUUAGAUCCGUGGGGCUGGGCGCCUCGGAGCCGCUUUUGCGCAUGAACCAAAUAUCCGUAUACUUCCAACGGUGGAUGGCGUGGGGCGUUCGGGGCCCCUUCUGCCCCACAGCAGCUGCUUAGAUAAUACAAUACAACUAUAUGGCAUGAGCAACACUCCGCUAUGGGAUCGGCGGGUGGGAGGCACCGCCACCUGCUAUAAGGCCGGGAUCUUAUGGCCGCUUUUGCCUCUCUAGUUUUCUCCAUAUCAAUAGAUCUAAUUUUUUGGGGAGGGUGUUUCCUUUUCAAAGAUGGGACAAGGGGUGUAUCUACCCAGGCAUGGGCCAACUUGGGCCCACCAGGUGUUUUGGACUUCAACUCCCACCAUUCCUAACAGCCGGUAGGCUGUUAGGAAUGGUGGGAAUUGAAGUCCAAAACACCUGGUGGGCCCAAGUUGGCCGAGGCCUGGUCUACACUGUGGAAGGGAUGCGGUUUGAUACCCAGGAUCUUGUAGUAUUGAGCCAUAGGUGUCAAAGCGGCUUUGAACUGCAUUAAUUCUACAGUGUGGAUGCACCCAAGGCGUGGAGUGAAGUGGAAAGAUAAGCACACACCUUGAUAGCGAAAAGAGCCUGGUAAGGAGAACCUUCGGGCAUCGUUACAGUGCCGGUGGUUGUUAUUCCAUUUCAUGCCAUCCUUCCAUCUUUCGGUUGGUUUUUUGCGAUCGUUUCGUGUCAUCUUCCACCUUUUCUGUUUUGCAACAGUGCCAGUACAAAAAAAAAAAAGCACAAGGGUCUAAGUUAGCAAGCAGGAAGGGUCACCUGCAAGACACUUAAAAGCACAAGGCCAGUCCGGGAUGCAGGGCAAAACAAAGGGGUGGAUCCCCACUGCACAAUGGAAGCAGUUUAAACCCACUUUAAAUGGUGCCCUGGUGCUGGGAUAUGUAGAUUGGGAGGGAAUCAGCUGCUAAGGCAGGCAUGGGCAAACUUGGGCCCUCCAGGUGUUUUGGACUUCAACUCCCACAAUUCCUAACAGCCUACCGGCUGUUAGGAAUUGUGGGAGUUGAAGUCCAAAACACCUGGAGGGCCCAAGUUGGCCAAUGCCUGUGCUGAAGAGUCCCACUAUCAUCUCCUUGGAGUGUUUUGAUUUAACCUUUAGUCCUUUGGGAACUAUACUCAUAGGGAGUGGACUAUAAAUCCCAGGGCCUUGGUGGUUAACGUGGGCUCAAAGACUAUUUAUGCCAUAUGGAUUCACCAUCGGAGAGAACAAGAAGGUGUCCCCAAAAGUCACCAUACCUAGGGGAAAUGGGAGCCGAACGUACCGUUAUUUACAAAAAUAUUCUCUGUGUGUUGUAUAUCUGAAAAUGUAAUAUAUAUAUAUAUAUAAAUAUUAAAAAUAAUAAAAUAUAAUAAUGAGUUUGUUCCUUCUAUAUCUAUGUAUGGAGACUUUUGGGGAUACUCAGUACUUCUAACAAGCUGAAGCGAGAUGGGGGUUUAAACUGAAGGACUUAAUAAUAAUAAUAAUAAUAAUAAUAAUAAUAAUAAUAAUAAUAAUAAUAAUAAUAACAAUAAUAAUACUUUAUUUUUCUAUCCCACCACCAUCUCCCCGAAGGGACUCGGGGUGGCUAACAUGGGCCAAGCCCAAAACAGAGACAAAAUAUAACAAAUUAAAACAAGUAGGAAUAACUAAAAACAGUGUGAACACAACAAUAAAAUAAAAUAAACAAUUAAAUAAUUGAAUUACAAGUAAAACAGGCUUUGACUUGAUUGGAAACAUUAUUGUUUGGAUUGCAUCUCCCAUUGGUCAUUGGCUGGGGGAUUCUGGGGACGAUAGUCCAACAAAAGAGCCAGCCUUUUUCUAUGUGGAUAUUUGCCCUUCCCUUUGGAGAUAAAUGUUGACAUAAUUUGAUGUCCCAUUCCCAUCUCCCACUAGCGACCAAAGAAAGAGGAAAAUCCUCCAAAUCCUAGCAUCCCCUGCUUUGGAGUUGUCCUGGUUGGAGAUGAUGGUGGUUGCAAUACAACUCAUCUAACAAGUGGUUCAAGAGUGGGGGGAAAUGACCAAAAAUAAGAAAAAUGUGUCAUUUCUGCCAUUCUGUGUGAUUCCUGAUAUAUUUAGCUUUGGAUAAUGUUUUAUAUAAUUUGCAGUAAUGCUGUUAUCGAAGGCUUUCACUGGGUUAGCUGUGAGUUUUUCCGGGCUGUCUGGCCAUGUUCCAGAAGCAUUCUCUCCUGAUGUUUCGCCCACAUCUAUGGCAGGCAUCCUCAGAGGUUGUGAGGUCUGUUGGAAACUAGGCAGGUGAGGUUUAUAAAUCUGUGGAAUAAUGUACAGGUGGGAGAAAGAACUCUUCCCCCAGGCAGGAAGCAGGCAGGAUUUGAAGCUGCGAGGCUAUUCAAUGUUAAUCAAGGUAGCCAGUUACAACAUUCACACUUGCCUCAAGCAGAAAAGAGUUCUUUCUCCCACCCUAUCUGUGGAAGGUCCAGGAUGGAAGAACUCUUGUCUGUUGGAAGCAAGUUUGACUAGUGAAAUUGCCAAAAUCUAUUGCAUGUACAAAAUCUCUUUAAAAAUCCUCUAGAAUCAUAGAAUAGUAGAGUUGGAAGAGACCUCAUGGGCCAUCCAGUCCAACCCCCUUCUAAGAAGCAGGAAAUUGCAUUCAAAUCAGGACAGUUUAUAAAGAACAACACUCAGAAAACCGGGGAAUUCCAGACAGAAAACAAUCAGGGUCAGCUAACACCUCCCAACAAAGGAUUCCCUCAAGGCAGGAAGCAGCCAGGCUUUGAAGCUGCAAGGCCAUCCAAUGGUAGCCAGUUUCAACAUUCACACUUGCCUCAAACACAGACAAGAGAUCUUUCUCCCAUACUGGAGAUUAUUCCACAGAUAUAUAAACACAACUUGCCUAGUUUCCAAAAGACUUCACAACCUCUGAAGAUGCCUGCCAUAGAUGUGGGUGAAAUGUCAGGAGAGAAUGCUUCUGGAACAUGGCCAUACAGUCCAGAACACUCACAGCAACCCACUGUAGUAAUGCUUCUUCCCUUGUCCCAGGUUGGAUUUAAUUCCCAACUAUUCACAUUGGCAGGAAAGCCAAAGCCAGUCCUUUUUCUCCUUCAUUUGUUGGCUGAGAGAGUGAAACCUUCCUCUUUUCUUCCAAUUCUCCUUUGUUGUUUGUAUCCCACCCUCAAUCCUGUUACCUGGUUCCUUUUACCUUCUUUAGGUGUAUCUACACUGUAUAAUUAAUGCAGAUUGACACCCUUUUAUCCGCCAUCAGUCAGUGCUAUAGAAUAAUGGGAUUUGCAGUUUGACAAGGACCUAAACACUCUUUGGCAAGGAGGACUGAAGGCUUUGUGAGGUUGAACCAUGGAGGUUAAAACGGUGUUAAACUGCAUUAAUUUUACAGUGUAGACGCAGACUUGGUUCCCAUUUAGUUCCUUCUUUAUAUUUAUUUUUUGGAACCAUGUCCAUCUCUUCUAGGGAAAGAGAGCCAUCUCUUCUUAAAGCAAUAAUAAUUGUAAUUGCAAUGCUCAAAAGUGCCCUCAGGGUCACAGGAGGCCUUGGGGCAGGAAUGGGGAAAGUUGGGGGGCUUUGUCUUGCCCCCGAAAAGCGCUCCCCUUUCGGGUGCCCAGUGUCCCAUUUUGCACAAACCAUUGCUUUGGAUCCGCUACACACACAUAUAUAUAUACAUACAUAUAUUCGCACACAUAUGUAUGUAUUAUAUCUAUAUAUAGAUACAUAAACACACUACUUCCAGCAGGGUUGGGUCACCUGAGGUCAACUCCAGCCAGAUUCAAAACAUUGGAAAGAGAUGAAAAAGCAGUCUGUUCCAAGGGGGAGCGGCUCCCCCUUGAGGCCAUGGGAAGCACUGCAAGUCUGAUACAGAAGUCUCUUAUCUGUCCAUUCACAUUCCAGCCCUGCAGAGAUGACCUCGAAAUGCUUAAUAUAUAUAUAUAGAAUUGGCUGCAUUGACUUUUUUUCCUUUUUGGGGGGUAGGUAGGGUGCUAAUAUUUGACAUGUUGAAAUAAACAAUACAUGAAGUGACCAAACUGA
Messenger RNA from Anolis carolinensis (green anole), 5912 nucleotides. It is a transcript of the gene kcnab3, whose product is annotated as potassium voltage-gated channel subfamily A regulatory beta subunit 3. Gene Ontology annotation, biological process: regulation of potassium ion transmembrane transport; potassium ion transport. Lineage: Eukaryota; Metazoa; Chordata; Lepidosauria; Squamata; Anolidae. Gene Ontology annotation, molecular function: transmembrane transporter binding; potassium channel regulator activity; voltage-gated potassium channel activity. Gene Ontology annotation, cellular component: membrane; cytoplasm; voltage-gated potassium channel complex. Bases 478 to 1758 code for a protein of 426 amino acids. The record is from RefSeq and is a predicted model, not a curated record. The transcript has 15 exons.